UACACUGUGUAACAAUUCUGCCCUUGUUUUAGCCUUAAACUCCUCUGGUUUAUUUGGAUUAAUAAUCAUUCUGGGUAUUUUUUUUCCUCUUUAACGGACAAAAAUGGCAGAAGCUAUACCAGAGAAGGGUAUCCUCAAAUCCCCAGCCCUUCUGAAGUACAUCUUUGAAACAUAUUGUUAUCCAAAAGAACAUGAGCAGUUGAAGGAGCUGAGGGAAGCCACCCUCAAGCACUAUAAACUAUGGAGUCCGAUGAGUGUGCCAAUGGAUGAAGGUCAGCUUAUAUCGAUGUUUCUGAAAGUGAUGAAUGCUAAGAAGACAAUUGAAGUUGGAGUGUUUACUGGUUAUUCUCUUCUUACAACUGCUCUUGCUCUUCCUCAAGAUGCCAAAAUAACAGCCAUUGAUCUAAAUAGAGAAGCAUAUGAAGUUGGAUUACCCUUCAUUCGGAAAGCUGGUGUUGACCACAAAAUUAAUUUCAUUGAGUCUCAGGCUUCAUCCGCACUUAAUGAUCUCAUUAACAAUGAGAAAGAAGUAGGGAGUUUUGAUUUUGCAUUUGUGGAUGCCAACAAGGAUGGGUACAUAGAAUAUCAUGAGAAACUUAUGAAGCUUGUUAAGAUUGGAGGAGUGAUCGCAUACGACAAUACCCUAUGGUAUGGAUCUGUAGGACUUUCUGAUGAAGACGAAAUGGACGAUUUUAUUAAGACUACCAGAAAAAUCAUAAGAGAGGUCAAUAUUUUUUUAGCCAAUGAUUCUCGUAUUGAGACAUCUAUUGUUUCUGUUGGGGAUGGACUCACUCUUUGUAGACGACUCUAUUGACUUUGAUCACAUACCUCUUAACUGAGUAAUUAUAUAGGUGUGAUUGAACAAUUGUCUUAUUUUAUAUUAAUAAUUAAUAAUGCAAGCCAAAUAAAUGGCUGAUGCUCUCUCGAGUUUGAAUGAUUAAAUAGUAGUUAAUAAGAGUGAUAUAUUAAUUUGAAUUA
Molecule: messenger RNA, 978 nt
Organism: Humulus lupulus (European hop)
Lineage: Eukaryota; Viridiplantae; Streptophyta; Magnoliopsida; Rosales; Cannabaceae
Product: flavonoid 3',5'-methyltransferase-like
Exons: 5
Coding region: 104-814 (236 amino acids)
Molecular function (GO): O-methyltransferase activity; S-adenosylmethionine-dependent methyltransferase activity
Source: RefSeq, a predicted model, not a curated record